Eptesicus fuscus (big brown bat) is the source of this 2948-nucleotide messenger RNA. RefSeq names its product TOR signaling pathway regulator (gene TIPRL). NCBI's taxonomy places the organism in Eukaryota, Metazoa, Chordata, Mammalia, Chiroptera, Vespertilionidae. Gene Ontology annotation, cellular component: cytosol. Gene Ontology annotation, biological process: TOR signaling. The record is from RefSeq and is a predicted model, not a curated record. The transcript is spliced from 7 exons. Bases 31 to 951 code for a protein of 306 amino acids.
GUCGGGGUGGGCGGCGGGGCGGGGCGGGGCAUGGUAACGGCUCGGAAGCCGAGAGGGCCGGGCCGCAGAGGCGGGGAAACCGGUGUCCGCUGCCGCCGCUCCUGCCUGCUCCGCGCCGGCCCCGCCGCGGCCAUGAUGAUCCACGGCUUCCAGAGCAGCCACCGGGACUUCUCCUUCGGGCCCUGGAAGCUGACGGCCACCAAGACCCACAUCAUGAAGUCGGCGGAUGUGGAGAAGUUAGCUGAUGAAUUGCAUAUGCCAUCCCUCCCCGAAAUGAUGUUUGGAGACAACGUUUUAAGAAUCCAGCAUGGCUCUGGCUUUGGGAUUGAGUUCAAUGCUACAGAUGCUUUAAGAUGUGUCAACAACUACCAGGGAAUGCUCAAAGUAGCCUGUGCGGAGGAGUGGCAGGAGAGCAGGACGGAGGGUGAGCACUCCAAGGAAGUCAUUAAACCAUACGAUUGGACCUUUACAACAGACUAUAAGGGAACGUUACUUGGAGAAGCCCUCAAGUUAAAGGUUGUGCCUACAACAGAUCAUAUAGAUACAGAGAAAUUGAAAGCCAGAGAGCAGAUUAAGUUUUUUGAAGAAGUUCUACUGUUUGAAGAUGAACUUCAUGAUCAUGGAGUUUCAAGCCUAAGUGUGAAAAUUAGAGUAAUGCCUUCCAGCUUUUUUCUGCUAUUGCGGUUUUUCUUGAGAAUUGAUGGAGUGCUUAUCAGAAUGAAUGACACGAGACUUUACCACGAGGCCGACAAGACCUACAUGUUACGAGAAUAUACGUCACGAGAGAGCAGAAUUGCUAAUUUAAUGCAUGUCCCGCCUUCCCUCUUCACGGAACCUAAUGAAAUGUCACAGUACUUACCGAUCAAGGAGACAGUCUGUGAGAAGCUAAUAUUUCCAGAAAGAAUUGAUCAGAACCCCUCAGACUCACAAGCAAACGCGCCUGUGGAAUAGAAUGUGACACACCAGAUCCUCACCGUGGAAUCUGAUGGAGACCGUGGCUACGUGGAUGUGGGUUUUUUUAUUAUGAGAAUUAAUUGCCUUGUCUAUGUGCAGAUUUUCUGUAGACUUUAAAGGAAAAGAAAAAAAGAUUGUUGCAGAUAGAUUCCACUCAACUACUGUUUAUACUGUCUAGCUUCAGGUUCAUAGUCCAGAUUUGUUUCCUGGCGUUAACUUGCACUUCUAACUUGUCACAGUGGGAUGUCGUCAGGAGGGAUGUGUACAUGUCUCAUGAGUAGUGGGCAUACUCUGUAUCCUUUGGGGAACACUGUCUUCCCCUGGGAGGCGGUCGCUCUAAAUCCCUGGAUCGCAGCACUGCGACACGGGCUGCUGUCAGCAUGUUGUCAGCCUUCCACCUGGGCUUUGUGGCGUUUUUUCCCCCUGCUGCAUAGUCAUGGCUUGCCUCCCAGGAAAUUGACCUCAUACUUUAAUGAUCUUCACCCCAAAAUUAAAGAAAUAUACAUUUCCGCUCUAAAUUUAAAGUGACUCUUGAAGUUUAAAAACAUUUCAGACAUAGAACCAAGUAACCUGGUCUUUUGGAGAGUGUGAGCUGUUGUGCCCCUGGAAACACAGAGCCUGGUUGGCAUUAACAGCAGAACGCAGAGCUGUCUGUCCAUCUUCGGGUGCUAUUGCCUGUGCGCUUCUGCUAGUACUGACAUUUUCACUUCCAUCUUCCACGCAACCGCCGAUGGGAGAGAAUCCAUGUGGAUCGUGGUUAGCACAUAUUACAUCAACCCCUACCAACCAGAUUAAUUUCUGCUUAAAAUAUUUGAGAGGUAGCUGUGGAGGAGGAGGAGGCGGCUAAUUUUUAAAUAUCAAAGCCAGUUUUUCGGUUUUAAGAUUCAUGUUGUUAACAUUACAGGGAAUCCAGUAAAGUGUAAUUAGUACAAGACCUGGGUAGUCAGUCCAGAAAGUACUCCAAAGUACAUUUAAAGUCCAUUUGGUUAUUCGAUGAUGACCUUUUAAACAUACUGUAUAUCCGUUCCUGCCUUUCUCAAUGAUCUUCCGAAAGUGGAAAGUGGUUAUACAGCACCAAGUAAGGACUUACCUAAAAUGGGUUUUUAAAAUGACUUUUUUACAGGGCAAGGGAGAAAACAUCAUCCCCUUUUCUCCUGGUUUGAAAUAACUGUUGUACAUAUUUCCACUUGAUGGAUAAAUCAUUAAAUAAGAAUGUUUAAAUAAAAGUAUUAGCAAAGCUCUUCAGGUAUUAUUAGCCUGAUGAUAAGUUUUAGUGAACAUUCAUUCAUUGGUCGAACUCUGGUGCACUCCUGUGUGUAUUGUGUUUUCACUAAUUGUAUUACCUAAUUUUGGUCUCAAAUGGCUUUGGUAUUUGUUUGCCAUCUGUUGCAUCACCUGUGACAUAUAGGAAAUCAAGAUUUUGUUGACUUUACAAAAACACAUGGCAUGUUCACUGUGUAUUAAAUAUGCCUGAAUUUCAUGUUUUCUCUUAGGCCAGGAAAGUAAACAUAUUGUACUCAGCUUUCUGUGUUAUUUUAUUUGCCAUGCAGAUUUGAACAGAACAGCCUCUUUUUCAUACAAAUAGUAAGAAAUGAAAAACCUCUAAGAAUAUUCACUGGUCGAAAUUUCUGGGCAGUAUCAUAUAUAUCUUUUAAAACUUGAUUCAGACGUCUUGCUCCUUGAGUCAUUCUUAGGUUGCUUAUUUUGCUUCAUUUUAAACAUUGCAGGGAAUUAAAAGAACUGGCCUUGUUUAUAGAAGGUGAGUUGUGCAUAGGAAAAUGUACUUCUGAAAACUCAUGAGUUUAUUCCUGCAAAGAACACCAAGAAAACCUGUAUUUGCCCAUUGCUAAAUAAGACAUAUACCAUUCUACAUUCAUUUGUCCCAAGUGUCUUUUUGUAAGAGGAGAAUAAACAAGGAAUUAUUGAUCUGUUUUGCUAUUUCAUUUACUUAAGUUUUUCUUAAAGCUAAUUAAAGAAUGGUUUGGUAUACCUUU